AUGUCUGUUAAGAGACUGAUGUUUUUGUUAGGAGGCGCAUCUGGUAUUGGCCUAGCCAUAGUAGAGCUUCUUGCUCAAUCUUCAAACAAAUUUGCCAUCUUAGAUAUCUCUCUCGCGGCGGCAGAGACGCAAAUCAGAAGCUUGAGGUCAAGAUACCCAACCUCGACCUUUAGCUUUUACGCUUGCGAUAUUUCCAACUGGGAAGAGCAAGCUUCUGCUUUCAAAAAAGCAUACCGAGAUAUGGGGAGCAUUGAUAUUGUUUUUGCAAAUGCGGGAGUUGUUGAAAUCGGCCAUUUCCUGCAAACAAACAACGACGAGCCUGCAAAACCAAAUCUGAAAACUUUGGACGUCAACCUUGUUGGGACAUUGUACAGUAAGUCACUGCAGCCGACCGCCUAAAUGUCGUGACUUUGCUGAUAUGGCAAAAGCCGUGAACUUAGCUGUUCAUUACUUCCGAAAAAAUCAAGCUAUACAAUGCAAAGGUUCAAUAAUUUGUACAUCGUCAAACGCAGGACUUUAUGAAUUUCCAUUUGCACCAAUACAUUCGGCUUCUAAACACGGUGUUGUUGGCCUAGUUCGGUCAUUUGCUGCGCCUCUUGAACGAGAAGGGAUACAGAUCAACUGCAUUUGUCCAAAUGUCAUCCGUAUGUGAAUGCAUUAUUUCCUAUUUGAAAUGUUUUAUCGACAAUAUGCGGGCACCGCUCUGGGCGAUAACAAGUUAUUGGAAGUAAUGAAGAUUACUCCCAUGAGUGUUGCAAUGGACGCCAUUGUUGAGUUUCUAAUUAAGCCCAUACUCACGGGUCGUGUGGCUGAAAUCAGCGGGGAUAGAUUCACAUUUAGAGAAGCGCCAGAAUGGGUUGAUGCGAUUACGAAGGAGAAUUCGGAGGCGUUCUGGGCCUCCAUUAAGGGUCAUACCAAAGAACUGUCAGAUGUCAUUACUUCUAGAUCUUGA
Messenger RNA from Hymenoscyphus albidus, 952 nucleotides. The record is from the annotation of a GenBank genome assembly. Lineage: Eukaryota; Fungi; Ascomycota; Leotiomycetes; Helotiales; Helotiaceae.